CCACGGCCGUUUUGUAGCAGGAACGGCAGCUAGUCCGACAUUCAGGGAAGAUGGCGACGAGAGUCCUUCAGAGCCUGGGAAACGGCCUGAACCGGGCGAAAAAUGGGGUUCGGCCGAAACAGCAAGUGGCAUUAACUCUCAGGAGUCUGUCUGCAUCCUCAAACUUAAACCGUGAAGACAGCUGGUUCAAAUCUCUCUUUGUCCGAAAGGUCGACCCCAGAAAAGAUGCCCACUCUCACCUCCUGGCCAAGAAAGAAGACAACAACCUCUACAAAAUCCAGUUUCACAAUGUCAAGCCAGAGUGCCUUGAUGAUUAUAACAAACUUUGUGAAGAUGUCUUGCCAAAUAUCCAUGCGGACCCGGAGUACCCCUGUGAGCUGGUGGGCACCUGGAACACAUGGUAUGGAGAGCAGGACCAAGCAGUGCAUCUGUGGCGAUACAGAGGAGGCUACCCUGCCUUGACUAAAGUCAUGAACAAACUCAGGAUGAAUAAGGAGUUCAUGGAGUACAGAGAUAAGCGAGGGAAGAUGCUGCUGUCCCGUAGAAACCAGCUACUUCUGGAGUUCAGCUUUUGGAACGAGCCUGUGCCAAGACCUGGACCCAACGUCUAUGAGCUGAGAUCCUACCAGCUCAGGCCUGGAACCAUGAUUGAGUGGGGAAAUUACUGGGCUCGGGCUAUUGAGUUGCGUCAGCAGAACAACGAGGCUGUUGGAGGUUUCUUUUCUCAGAUUGGAAGCUUGUACAUGGUACAUCACCUCUGGGCAUACAAAGACUUGCAGUCAAGGGAGGAAACUAGAAAUGCAGCCUGGCAGCAUGAAGGCUGGGAUGAAGCUGUCUACUACACAGUUCCUCUGAUUCAGCACAUGGAAUCAAGAAUAAUGAUUCCGAUGAAGACUUCGCCUCUGAAGUAGCCUCCUGUGAUGACCCUGACAGAAACCCACUAACCAGAAGGAUUUUAUGAUUCCAACCAAAUGUCAGUCAGAUUUUGCACUGCCAUGGAUUUCUGCUCAGUUUCGAUAAUUAGGGUUUAGGAUUCUGGGUUUUGGUCGUUCAUGUUUUUUUUUGGUUGUUUUUUUUUCCCUUUAGGCUCAAUCCACUUUGCCCAUUCCCAUAUGUUCAGUGGUCAUAUCUGUGUUAAAUUUUUAUCAGAACCUCUUAAUUAAUGAACAAAUGUCAAAAACAACACAGCUGAACACACUCUGUCAGACCACUAUACACUAAAACUUCAACGGGUUACACCAGGACUUCAGAGAGUUCUCUCAUAAUGUGGACCGCGUUAGAGCGUGAGAGCUUGUUUUCAGCUUUUUACAGCCAUCGUGGCAUGAAAGAGCGAUGGUGGUGUUUUCAUCAAACCCCCUGAAAGGAUGUUUUAAGCCUCACUUCAUUUUUGGGCUGUUCAAGUUUCCAUAGGCAUGACUUUUUCCCCACAUUUCUUAAAGGGGUUUGGUAGCAGGAUCAUUGCUGUCUUUGAUUUGUGUGUUCCAAACAUAUUCCAGCAUGUUAAUCAAUUAUCCAGAGGCUGAUUUUGUUUUCUUGAUGUAUUUAGCUUGAACAGAUCGACACUGAUUGACAGGCAUGCAGUUUAGCUUAAAAAAACAUCCUGAUUUUGGUUUUUGUUAUCUGCACAUUUACGGUAGUACAAUUUUAUGACAGUAACAAAGGGAGUUGUAAAUGACCUGAAACCCCAUGGCUAGGUGAAAUUAGCCCAGCUAGUGCAAAGCUUGUAUGUAUAAAUCAGUUGUGCCAUUAGCCUUGCAGUCUUAUUGUAUGGUUCAUAAAAAACCAAUAAUACGGUUAGGAGUCCUGAACUAGCGCACAAACAGACUGACUCUGGUCUGAGUAUAUGGUGAGGAUCGAUUUUUGUAUCAUUCAGUCACAAAUUGUGUACAUUUUAAGUAAAAGACUCAAAACAUGUUGCUGAAUGCUUAUUUGAGUGGUGGAUGGCUAAAAUGCAUUUAUAUUUGAGCUCCCUUCUAACAAGAAGAGCAAAAAUGGUUGAGAUGCCUCUUUACUAAAUCCAACUCAGUUUUAAUCUUGUCUUUGAUUUGCAUCUGUGUUGAUUUCUUGUCUUUGACUAGAUUACAGAUAUGCUCGUGUAUCAAACUGUAGUGCGUGUUCUCUUUUAAUCCAGCGACAGACCUCUCAGUGCUGAUUGUCUGAUCAUGUUGUCCUUGAACAAACGCUCUCUAUUUAUCACAAGGGUUAGAAACUUUAUCACUUUGAAAAGGACACCAAACUGGCAAAACUUGCAGUUUGUAGGCCUGCUCAGCCAUACUAUGAGGUUUUGUGGGAAAACUGAAUAAUGAACACUUGCUUAGUGUUUAAUAUGGUUUUAUUUAACAUCCAAUGCUUUGAAAAGAUUAGAUGUACAUACUGAAUUAAAUUUAUGAUUGAACUACAA
This is a messenger RNA of Colossoma macropomum (tambaqui), 2401 nucleotides long. RefSeq names its product protein NipSnap homolog 2-like. The transcript has 10 exons. NCBI's taxonomy places the organism in Eukaryota, Metazoa, Chordata, Actinopteri, Characiformes, Serrasalmidae. The record is from RefSeq and is a predicted model, not a curated record. The coding region runs from base 51 to 911 and encodes 286 amino acids. Gene Ontology annotation, cellular component: mitochondrion.